This is a messenger RNA of Pieris napi, 1278 nucleotides long. RefSeq lists its product as uncharacterized. The transcript has 2 exons. The record is from RefSeq and is a predicted model, not a curated record. Bases 111 to 1211 code for a protein of 366 amino acids. NCBI's taxonomy places the organism in Eukaryota, Metazoa, Arthropoda, Insecta, Lepidoptera, Pieridae.
AUACAAACUUCCGUCCAAAUUGCGAAAAAGGUGGGUCGUUAGUUGAAGAUUUCUUCAAUGUUAUUUUCACUGAGUUUCAACAUAUUCCUCCUAUCUGCGUAUGUGUUCAAAUGUGUUCAGACCAGCCGACUUAUUGCUAUCCAGAUGGAUGCUUUAAGACAUCUGUCAUGAAGAAAAAAACUGAGAGCCCCGUCUCUAGGAUUGAUAAUAAAGCUCAUGGAAUGUUUUUAGUGGAUCAAAAUAAAGAUUUGUUUGAGAUGUUACAGGGCCAUAUGCUGAAAGACGAACGAUCAGUGACGACCGAGAGGCCACUAAAUGAAUUCACAAUGCGUCCGAAUCCAUUUACUGAGUUAGUCUUCAAGCAAAAGAUGCUGCCCAAAUUGAAAAUGCGGUAUAAUUUACGAGAACAAGUCAAGAAUACUAAACCGAGGAAAUUGAAGAGAGACAGUGUGAAACUUUCGAAAACACGAUGGCCGUUAAACAAACAGAUUUUAAACAUUAAACACCCUCUCAACCAAAUAAUACAUAAGGGAGAUGAUGACAAAAAACAAAUAAACUUUGAACCGGCGAUACGUCAAGAAGCGACAAAUUAUACUCCCAAAUACUUCAAAAAGUAUUUGGCUAAGCGGGAAAAUGGGGACGUUAACGUGGAGGCAUUAUAUUUGUAUGAAACAGAUUCCGCAAAUUUUUCUUUGGAAGCUUUAAUUGACAAUAUGAUUGAGGGCAGUUUACUUGAAAACACAAACAAUGUUAAGCUCAAUUUGAAUAUAAAUAUGAAUAAUUCAGAUGAAUUGUCGGAAACGCGUAAGUUCCCGCGAAAUUUCACAGAUUUUUCUAGUGACAAAAUUGAUUUAGAAGUUAUAUCACUAAAUUCAAGUGGACUUGAAUCUGUUAAGUAUAUAGAGCCAUUAGAAAAGGAUGAGAAGAAAAAUAUAACGAAGAUGAUAGAAACAAUGUCAAAUGAAAUUGAUAAACAGAAUAAUAUUAGUGUUGAAAUAGUCAAAAAGAUAACUGGUACUAUAUUGGACUCAGUCGAAAUGCCAAAUAAAACCAACAAUGAUGUGUAUCCAAAUACGACUUCCGAACUUAAAAGAGUUGAUAGAGCCAUUUUGGAUUCAAUAUCCGAGAGAAAUGUCCCUAUGCUCCGGAAUACGAUGAAGAAAAGUAAACAACGAGUUGUACGAACAUUAAGAAAAGGGAAAGCACAUUAAUAUUAAAUAAGGAAAUGCUUAUUUUAUGAAUGUCUAAAAGAUAAAUUUCAUUUAAUUUAAGUUGUAC